GCAAUCUUCUUACCUAUUUAAAGUUUGUGAGAAUACUUGUUGUUUUUGCUAUUUUCACCUCAGGAAGCAUUGCUGGAGGGCCGCGACGAAACCUUGUUCUGGGCAAGAACGUUAAAUGGCGACAAGGGAGAGACGAGGAGGAAAGAAGGUGAUGAGAAAUUGGGGGAGGAUUCAAUUUUGGCACGAUGCAAAUCGGAGCUCAUGGGUGUGGAUGCAGCUAGCCAAGCCAGUGAAAGCUGUGAUGAUGUCCAUGAGCAGCACAGGAGGUGGGAGAGUGGGAGUUGGGACACAGUGAGUACUGUGAGUGACAUCUCAUCCAAUUGGCGGUGGGGGCCCAGUGGCAGUGGGAAAUGGCCAUCGGCGACGGAAAAGGGGUCUGAUAUUGAAGGGGAUAAAAGGGGGUCUGAUCUUGAGCGGGACAAUAAAAGGGGGUGUGGUUUUGAACGGGAUAAUAAAAGGGGGGCUGAUUUUGAACGGGAGAGUAAAAGGGGCUCCGACUUUGAACGGGACAAAAGAGGGGCUGAUUUGGAAAGUGAUAGAAGGUGGGACGACCGAUGGACAGGCGCAAGGAAGCGAGAGGAAGGGGACACGCGCAGGCUCAGCCAGGCGGAGAGCAGGCGGAUAUCGGGUGAUGUUGCUGAGCGCGUGAAGAAAUGGGAAAGCGGCCGGUUCGACAGCAUGAAGCUCGAAAGCUUGCUGGGAAUGGACGAAGAAAGGAAAGUGAGCGGUUUAGAGCGCAGUACGUCGUUGCGGGCAGGAAGCGCAGCUGGUCCUGGCAAGGAAGGACGGCGGCCCUUUCAGCUGACAUUGGAUCGUCACAGCAUUGCCAACAAGAGGGGAUCAGAGUGCAACCUGCUGGAUGAGAAAUGGCGUGAAGGAGCGAGCCCUCGAAGAAAGAUUCUUGAGAAAUGGGGCAUGGAGGCCGCACACACCCCUUCCGUGAGACCCACGUUGGACAGCCCACGGAGAAGGGGGGGGGAGGGCUUGGAGAGAUCGGCGAGCAUGCGACCGAGUAUGGGGUCUGACUGGCGCGGAAGCGAGCAAUAUCAACCACUGGAUUUCGGCCUCAGGCACGUGGCUAGCGAAUCAAGAUUUGUAGCAGCUGCACUGCUGAGUACCAAAGCUGGAGAGUUCGAUCCGGAGGGCGGAUUACUAUCAUUUAGCACGUCGGCCAGACCUGGGGGAGAAGUGACACCUAGGAAGUUUGGAGGUGUCGUGGACACGAGGACUCCUGAAAAGGACGGCGGUGUGGAGGGAAGGAGGAACUGGUCAGCGACAGGGGCAGAGUCUCGAAGCCCGGAGAGGAGGAGGGGAAUGCUUGAGACGAGGGGAACAGAGUCGAGAAGGUUUUCAGAGAAUUGGGGGGGAUCGGAUAGAAGGCCACCCUCGGCGCGGUUAUAUGGCCGGGCGACAAAGGACGAUGUACCAUUGCCUCCGGAAAGACGUCUGCUGAGCCUGGAGAGUAUGAAGAGGAGGGGACUCGAUCGGCAACGGAGUAUUAGGCAAGACGAGAUGUCUCCUUGCCCAGUGGUUGGGGGACUGGAUCGGCAACGAAGUAUCCGGCAAGAAGAGAUGUCUCCCCGACCAGUGCUUGGGGGACUCGAUCGCCAACGAAGUAUUAGGCACGAAGAGAUGUCUCCUCGUUCCGCAGUUGCCCAUGGCCAGGCCAAUGGAACAGGGGAAGGUUUCUGGGGGCUUAUACACAAAGCCAAGUCCGUGCUCCUGGAGCGAGGUGCAGCAGCUGUCUUGGAAGAAGACGAAAGAAGAGAUCAUGAUGAGGCAUCAGGACAUUCAUCCGCUGUACUUAAGGGCUUGGACGCGUUGACAUCCUCUUUGUUUACCAUAGGCGACACGCUUGGUUCAGCUCUGGAGGGGGGCGGCAAUUACUUAGCUGAUUUGCGGUCUGCCGAUGCUGCCAAGCUGGAAGCGAGGUGUGCCGCUGAUGCUGCGGCGUUCUCGACGGCAAAGGACUCACGAUCCGGAGCGGAUGGAACGCUACCGAAGGGGCGAGGAGGAAGGGCAUGUUCAGAAGAUGGUUCGACUCGAAGAGGCAGCGUUCCGGAUCCAGGGCCAGCAAUCAGCAUGAGCACGCAGCUGAAGGCCUCUCGCGAUGUAGCUGCAGCAAUGGCGGCAAAGGCGAAACAACUGCAUCGACAGCUGAGAGCAGCGAGGGCAGAAAUGGAAUUUGCCAAAGACAGAACUUCGCAGUUGGAGGAGGAGAAUAAGAAGCUCAGGGAGAGUCUGGAAACAGGUCUCAGAAUGGAUGAAGAUCCGCUGAUCCGAAAGCAGCUAGAAACACUCCUUGCGGAGAAGGCAAGGCUAGCCCAAGAAAAUGCUGCGCUGACGCGCGAAAACCAAACACUCUUGAUGCUAGUGGAGAUGCAUCAACUACAAAAUCAAGACUACGCUUCUGAGGUGGGGUCGGUGCUGGAGUUUUGCGACUCGCAAGAAGCAGUCGGGUCCGUGCUUGGCUUGGACUUGAGUAACGGGUCUGGAUUUGUAAAUGGUGGCCCCCCUUGUUCGCCUUCUCCUCUUCCUUCUUCUGCUCCUCCUCCUCCUCCUCUUCCUCCUCCUGCACCUCCGCUUCGGAGAAACCUCUUCGCUUCGCAUGCAAAUGGAUUUGCACAUGCUGAAGGCCAGGCCCUUAGUGAGCCGCAGGAUCAGCUUCCCGGUAAGGGUGAUGUGUGCGGGAGCGACCAGGUCAUCGCUGUGGCGGUAUAGGGAUGGCCGCGAUAAACCAUUUUUUGGUUGGAGUUUUGUGUAACGCUGUUGUGGAAGCAUACUUCGAG
This is a messenger RNA of Chara braunii, 2789 nucleotides long. Lineage: Eukaryota; Viridiplantae; Streptophyta; Charophyceae; Charales; Characeae. The record is from the annotation of a GenBank genome assembly.